CUUUUAUUUCGCCCCCCACCCCACCACCCAGCCCCCCCUGGGCUCCAUGCGUCCACGCAGCGAGGGAUUACAUCUGAGAGGAACAUCCAGGCUCUUCGUUUUGGGGCUGCACUUUCUGUGGAUAAAAUUGUGAUAUUGUUAUUUUUUUCGUGCAAGUUUUUUUUUUUUUUUUUUUUUUAAGGAAGAGGAGCAUGAUAUUUAUUUUUAACACAUAUAUUAAUAGAUUGGAACUGGCGGCACCUGCUUUUAUGUGCAGCGUGCUUAUACUUUUCUCUUUGGCGCACAUGUGCAAGCUGUAAAUGCAAUAAACACGCACAUAUUAUAGCCUUUAUAUAACAUUACAUUGCAGACACGGAGGGCGUGGGGGAUAGCUUGUGAAAUUAAUUUACUGUUAUUAGCGGUGAUUUUUUUUUUUUUUUUUAAUUUCUACGCAUAAUGAAGCAUUUGCAAUUCGUGCUGGUGCUGGCCAUCGCUGUCAACGUGUGGGAGUGCGGAGAUGCCAAAUUGGGCGAGAGGGGAGCGGAGCUGAGCGCCAGGAGGCGACGAUGUUACGACGGCACUCUGCCCAAGCGCCUCAAGAAGCGGGACAGGAAAGUCCUGCUCGACGGCACCGGCAGCGGCGACGUCUGCCACAGGUUGUACCCGCGGGUGUCCUGCUGUCCCACCCGCAGAGCCGCCUACCAGAUCGCUCACCGCAGGGAUGCCCGGAUUUUCUCCACCAACAACACGGAAUGUGGACGUCUGCUGGAGGAGAUCAAGUGUGCCCGCUGCUCCCCCAACGCCCAGGUGUUGUUCCACUCUUCGGACACGGACAAAAUGCCACACAGGGAGCCUGACCUGCCCCAGCUCUGCCAGGACUUUUGCCGCGAGUUCUACUACACCUGCAGGGGACACAUACCAGAAUUGUUCCAAGCUGAUGUGGACGAGUUCUGCCAAUACUAUGGGAGACGAGAUGCCAGUCUAUGCUUUCCAGAUUUUCAGCGAAAGCAACCUCAAGGCCAAGAUUCCAACUACUUGGGAGAUGAGAAAAUUGAAGAUAUCAGCAGGAAACACAAACACAACUGCUACUGUGCCCAGGAGGUGUUGAGUGGUCUGCGGCAGCCGGUGGCCGUUAUGCACUGCGGGGAUGGAUCCCAGCGGCUCUUUGUCCUUGAAAGGGAGGGGUUUGUCCAUAUACUCACCUAUGAACUCCAGCUGCUCAAGGAGCCCUUCCUGGACAUCCACAAGCUCGUGCAGAGCGGCCUGAAGGGAGGAGAUGAAAGGGGCCUGCUAAGCCUGGCAUUCCAUCCCAAUUAUAAGAAGAAUGGCAAGCUCUACGUCUCAUACACCACCAACCAAGAGCGCUGGGCCAUUGGGCCGCACGACCACAUUCUCCGUGUGGUUGAGUACACCGUGUCGAGGAAAAACCCAAACCAGGUGGAUAUCAGGACCAUUCGAAUGUUGAUGGAAGUGGCCGAACUGCACCGCAAACAUCUCGGCGGCCAGCUUCUGUUCAGCCCCGAGGGUCUCCUGUACAUCGUCUUAGGAGAUGGUAUGAUAACACUGGAUGAUAUGGAAGAGAUGGACGGACUCAGUGAUUUCACAGGCUCCAUGCUAAGGGUUGACGUGGACACAGACACUUGUACAUCCCCCUAUUCUAUACCACGGGAUAACCCCUACUUCAACAGCACCAACCAGCCUCCUGAGAUCUUUGCUCAUGGCUUACAUGACCCAGGCAGGUGCGCGGUGGAUCGUCUCCAGACGGAGAACGGGAGUCUCCUCAUGCUCUGUACUGAUGCAAGUGACAAAAACUCCACAACAGGCAGAAUUUUGGAGAUUUGGAAAGGGAAAGAUUAUGAGAUUGAGCCCUCCGUCUAUGACCUGCAGUCCAUUGGAGGAGCACCACCAGUUGGGGGCUUUAUCUACAGGGGCUGCCAGUCGAGGAGAUUGUAUGGCAGUUACGUGUUUGGAGAUAAGCUUGGAAACCUUCGGAUUCUCCAGAAGUCCUCAAUAACGCCAUCGGCACUGAGUGACCAGUGGCUGGAGAAGCCACUCUGCCUGGGCACAGCCGGGUCUUGUGGCUCCACGCUCGUCGGACACAUCCUGGGAUUUGGAGAAGACGAAUUGGGAGAAGUCUACGUACUGGCGAGCAGUAAAAGCAUGGCGCAGUCGCACAGCGGAAAACUCUACAAGUUGGUAGACCCGAAGAGGCCCCUUGCCCCCAAGGAGUGCCAGCGUCAGGUGGAGCCUCCAGAGCUGCUGAUGACAGCUUGUUCCCGGCACUGCAAGAACGGACAUUGCACUCCCACCGGCAAGUGCUGCUGCAGCCUCGGAUGGGAGGGGCCUUUCUGCCGCAUCGCCAAGUGCGAACCGGUGUGCCACAAUGGCGGCGUGUGCAUGGAGCCCAACAAGUGCCUGUGCAAGAGCGGGUACUCGGGCGCCCAGUGCGAGAAGAGCGAGCGGGGGAUGCCCAACGACCAGGAGAAGGACGGCAUACUGGACCACAUCAUCGACAUGACCUCGUACCUCCUCGACCUGACCAGCUACAUCGUAUAGAGGUGACGACUCUCAAACCUAGACACAAAUCUACCUAGCAACACCAGCAGACUCGAACGAGGUAUCCCUAAUUUGGCCCGCACACAAAUGCAGAAACACCGAUGCCUUUCAUCCACAUUACCAGACUUUAAAGUGGCCUCAAAAAGCUACUCACCUGCUCCAGAACCAGAACACUCUUUGGAGUCACGUGAUUUGACAUUUCUGGACUCUUUCUGCGCUCUGGACAAAAAAGAAAAACACCGCAAAGGAGCGGCCAUUAUCUCAAACCUGGAGUCUGUACAUGGUAAUGACUUAAAUAGACCAUGGCGUUUGUCGCCAUCACGAGUUGAUCCACAGCUGCAGACUGUUGGAUGCAGAAGACUCACACGAUCUGCAUGGACUCCCUGUACUGCGUUACUUAACACACGCCGACACAUCUCCUUUGCACACUUCCGCCCCGAACAAGCUUCCCAUCAUGGCACGUCACACACUGAAACUCCAAACCACAAAAGGGAAGAAGGGGUAGCCCGGCCUGGACUUAUAUUCCUAAUAGAGCUUACCAAGUACUACUUAGCGUUGCAAAAGAAUAAAAAGACAAAAAGUAUAGCAUUAUUAUUAUUGUUAUAGAGGAGGGUUUAUUUUUGUAAGCGUAAUAAUAUAUGGGAGAGAGUGGUGUUUAUAGAAAGCCGUUUUACACUAAAGCUUUUGUGUCCUUUCAUGUUCUUGUACUUAACACACAUGCAGUUCCUUAUUCUAUUCUUGUCCGCUUCCCCCCGACACGUUGACAUCAUUUCCACAAUCACGUCUGCGUUUGGAGAGCAUCAAAAAACGAUUUCACCUGUGGCGAGUGGAUUUUGAAGGCAGAAAUUCACCGGACCUGUCUAUUGGAGUUAUGUUUGGGGAAAAAAAGAAAACACUUUUAUAGUCCAAUGCACAGGUGUCAAACUCAAGGCCCGCAGGCUACAUCUGGCCCGCCACAUCAUUUUAUGUGGUCUCCGAUAACUUGGAAAUAAUGUAUGUGAACAAGGCAUUUCAUCUUUCUUAAUUACCGUAUUUUUCGGAGUAUAAGGCGCACGGGAGUAUAAGGCGC
Molecule: messenger RNA, 3604 nt
Organism: Nerophis lumbriciformis (worm pipefish)
Lineage: Eukaryota; Metazoa; Chordata; Actinopteri; Syngnathiformes; Syngnathidae
Gene: hhip
Product: hedgehog interacting protein
Source: RefSeq, a predicted model, not a curated record